UAUAAAUAUUGUAGUCAGUGGCAACGUGACCGUUCGCGCACGCCGUUCACCGUCGCGCAGGCACAGUUCUACGAUACCGAUAUAACAUUGGUAAUAAUAAAAACCGUGUAUAACGAUACGUUGCAACACCCGUCGUACUUAUUAUUGUUGUAUACGCACAAGACGCAUAAUAAUAUCAUUAUUUCCGCCGGACGGUUUGUCGCCCUCGCUCGCGUUUCGGGAAUUCUGUGUCCGACGCGUGUCGUGCCGAUGCGCGUUUCCGCGGCCGUCGCAGACAGCUGCAGCGUUUUUAGCGUUACGAACUAAACACCGUGGCCCUACGCUACCUCCGAUUUCAUUUCGUCAGCGCGUCUCUACGUCUUUUUCUGAAUCAUCCCCAUUAGACCUUAUCUUGUGAGUGUGUUGUGUGUGUGUGUGUCUGUGGCGUCUCUAACUGGAUAUUGUCAUAACGCAGCUACGAUGGAGACCGAAGAGAUCACUAAACUCGUAGAUGGCAUCUAUAAGAGUAUAUUGGAAAAGUUCAAUCCAGGUGCCCGACAAAUGAUAAACGCAGGAAAGGCAUACCUGAAAGCACUUCACGGAGCCGCUACAGCUUCCAAGGUAUAUACGGACGCUAUAAUGAGAUUGGCCAAACAAUCUCAGCAAGGAACUUGGGGAGGAUCAGCCGAUAUUGGUUCAGCACUUAUGCAGAUCGUUGAAGUUUACAAAGAAAUCCAAUCGCAACAGCUAAACAUCCUGAAAGCAUUCUACGUCGAUUUACUAGUGCCGUUGGAGACAAAUCUUGAAAAAGACACCAAAGUCGUGCAGUCUGAACAAAAACGAUUUUUACAACAGCAUAAACAAAGAUCUGAAAGUUAUAGUAAGGCUGCAUCGGCUAUGAAAAAGUGCCGUAAAAAGCACAAGGUUGGACCCAAAGCAGGAUUGGCCAUGGAUAAAGAAAUAAAGACUAUGCAAAUCCUAGAAGAAGAAAAAAAUAAAUUGGAUAACUUUUGCGAACAAAGUUUGAAAAAUGCCAUGACACAGGAAAGACGUAGAUAUGGUUUUGUAUUAGAAAGACAAUGUUCGCUGGUUAAACACUGUUUAGCGUAUCAUACCAACACUCAGUCAAUGUACGAUGAACAUCUUAAUGACUGGCUCGAUGUGGCUAAGUCUCGAGAACGGUUGCCAGAAUCCGUGGAAACCAUGUUCGCAACAAAACUACGACAAGUAAGCUUCUGGCUGGAUGAUGAUGUUAGUUCUCCAAGAAUCGAUGAUGAUAGGAUUUCGCUGUCAUCACAACUGAGAAAAACAAAAUCAAUGGAUGCGUCUUGCUUGGAUGUUCGAGCCCUAAAUGAUAUAUCCAGUCCGGUCUUAAAUUAUCCGCUUUCUAGAGCCAAAUCAGAUUUCAAUUUGAACGCAUCAUCGCAAUCUCUGAACAGAAUGGAAAACGGAUCGAGUCCGGGAAAUAAUGGAUCCAGACCAAAGUCGAUGGCAGUAGUCGAUAACGGAUGGGAAUCUCAGGGUGCAAAUCUCGUGCAAGCGACACACGCUUAUCUGUCAAGCGGUGACAAUCAAUUAAGUUUCCACGAAGGAGACACAAUCGCUAUAUCAGGAGAACGGAAUAAGGGAUGGCAAUUUGGAGAGAAUUUACGUACUCAGUGCAGUGGUUGGUUUCCAUUAACGUAUACCGAACCCGUACUGGACGAUUCUGUCUUUUCUGAUUCGCCGUCAUCAUAUCGACGAAAGGACUCUAUGGGCCAAUCUACCGUCUCAACCCAUAACAGAAGUGAAUCAGCAACGAUUGGCAAACAAAACCGUUAUCAAACGACGACACUUACAAGAUUUGGUGAUUCUCUGUCUCACAGAAAUCCAUAUCCGACACGGUCCAGGGCAAACAGUAGAUCAAAUGGUUACGGGAUCAACCCGCAUGGGCCUCCACCUCCGUCGGUUCCAGCUCCUGUAGUGCCCCGACAGUAUGGUGGGCACAUACCACCGCCGAUCGCAUUUUUCCCGCCACCACCGCAGACAUUGCCACCUGCACCUGGCAAGCCAAGCGCGGUCGACAAGAGGACUGGUGGAGUCCACCACCAACACGGAAACGCGAGCCUACACAGCAGUAACGAUAGCGGCUUCAGUAACGAUCCGCCACCGGCGCCCGAAAUCGACUAUUCCGAUGACGAAAACGCGAGAACUAUGGUCAAAGAUCCGAAGAAAGACACGGCGGCGCGUUCCAAGCAAACAGCGGCGGCUUACAGGUCAUCCGAUGAGGACCGCGGUUACCACCGUCAAGGUCAUCACCAGAAUCAGACAAUGACGAUGACGACGGGUGGAAGACAGUCAACGGGCACUAUGAAGUCGUCGUACAACGGUGGCGGCGGAGGGAUGAACACCGGAAGGCGGAACACGGGCACGUCGACGAUGCGGCAGAGCACUAGCGUCGGCCACCUGUCGUCGUUCGGCGACGGCCAGUCUAGGCAUGCAAAUUCGGCGUACGACGACGACGACGACGGGUUCACCGCGCAGGGUAAGAAGAUAAAGAGGACAAAGUCAAUGUGGAAAUUUAAAAAGUCCAGCGCGAGCGACGAAGGGUUGUUGACCGGCAUGUCUAUGUGGAAGCAUAGGUCGCUCGUGGACGUGAAUGCCGCAGACGCAGAAGAACAGCAACAACAACAACAACAACAGCAACAGCAACAGCAGCAGCAACAGCAUAACAACUACAACAACAACAACAACAACAACAAGUCGACGGCGGGAACGCCUGUGGCCAACAAGAAGUUUACUGUGGCCUCGAGCCGGGACAUCGACAUAGCCGGCGACGACGACGACAGCCAAACGAUAAUGAACGGCGGCGGUUCGUCAACGAUGCGGCGCAUGACGUACGACAACCGUAAACAGCAGCAGCAACCGCUGCAGCACCGGAGCAGGAGAUCGUCCUCGUCGAGUUUCGGCGGGGGCGACGACUCCGAGUCGUGCAUCGUGGUGGACGACCACCUGAAGAACGUCCGGUCCGCACCCGCGCCCGCCAGCCUGUUGCCCAGAACCCGAUUGAUCAAGCAGACGGCCGGCGUCGCGGCGAUCGGCGGCGCGAACGGUCAGUCGCCGUCGGCCGCGCACCACCACCAGCCGAUGAUGAUGCCACCCCCGCCGCCGCCACCGCCUGCCGUCCGUACCGCCACCGCGGACGACGGAUACGCGCAACACGACUCGGACGCUGACAUCCGGUUCGAGAGCUCCAAGCUGCAGACGUUCAAGUACAUCAACGCGACACACAACGACGGAUGGUACGACUCGUGGGGAGAGAAGCGAAAGAAGUAGGACGCGCCAAAGAACGAACGUGUUUGCGACAAUCAAACUGCGUAAAACCAACACCAACGACCGGUCAGCGCCGAAGAUCAUAUAAUAUAUUAUAUGAUUCGUCACUUUAUCCGUAAAGAAAAUAAAUCAUAGAAAAUAUAUAUGCAUAUAGCAUAAUAUUUUUAUAAAUUUUUUUUCGCAAUUCACGCUUUAAAGUGAAUAAUUUUCUUCAAAAUAUUUUAUCAUUACAUACUUUUAAUUAUUAUUGUUAUAUUAGUUAGUCGUUUUGACAAAAAAAAAAAAACAAAAAAAAAAAAAACAAAAAAAUAAACACUGUAUAUGUACUAUC
Molecule: messenger RNA, 3622 nt
Organism: Rhopalosiphum maidis (corn leaf aphid)
Lineage: Eukaryota; Metazoa; Arthropoda; Insecta; Hemiptera; Aphididae
Gene: IRSp53
Product: brain-specific angiogenesis inhibitor 1-associated protein 2
Exons: 15
Coding region: 460-3294 (944 amino acids)
Biological process (GO): actin filament bundle assembly; actin crosslink formation; plasma membrane organization
Cellular component (GO): cytosol; nucleoplasm
Molecular function (GO): protein binding
Source: RefSeq, a predicted model, not a curated record